Messenger RNA from Wyeomyia smithii (pitcher-plant mosquito), 509 nucleotides. RefSeq lists its product as uncharacterized. The coding region runs from base 139 to 504 and encodes 121 amino acids. The transcript has a single exon. The record is from RefSeq and is a predicted model, not a curated record. Lineage: Eukaryota; Metazoa; Arthropoda; Insecta; Diptera; Culicidae.
AACGCCAGCCGCGUGUCCUGAAAUCGUCCAUAGUAAAAUCACAUAUCUAAUCUCGCCGGACGGUAAUUUUGCCCCGGGGUGAGAUUGAUAAAAACAACAAACUGAGGUGCUAAGCGUGCCACAUCGUUCGACAGUUCAAUGUAUUCCACAGGUGCGGAUUUGCGCGAGGCACGAGUAACGAUGGACACACAACCCGAGUACGUGCAGGUUGGCCUGAGAAAAGUCGCUACCGAGCAGGGUUUCACCGAAGGCAAAUACCGGAUCGAGUUUGAAUCGGGUUCCAACAAGGGCGAUGGAUUUAUGGGAACUAUGUCCAAAGUGUUCAUCCGCCAGGAGGAUCGUAAGGAGCUGGUGCUUCUGGUGAAGGAUAUGCCGGAAAAUUUGGCACGUCGUCAGCAGUCGAUUGUUAUGUUUGACCGAGAGGCGGUAGCGUAUAAUUCAGUUAUUCCGGCGUUGGAAAAGUUUCAAUCGGAUAAAGGUAUAAGCGUAGAUAAAGGGGGUUAGGGGUU